AUGAAAGACUUAUUCUUCUCAGACAUCAACAGUGCUCUGAUUCUCAGACACUACGACAACAAACUGCUACUGCUCAGCGGGAACAAAAUCAAAUUUUAUACCUAUGAGGAAAUAAAAAAGGUGGUUCGCGCACAAAAUAUUGCUAUAUACUGCGUCGAUUAUAUAAAUAAAAAUGAAAAAAUUGUGUAUAUUUCGAAUAACGUAAAGUUAAAGUGCCCUCUCAGAAUUAGUGAAGCCCGUUUUGGAGGACAGGACAUCGGCUCGUUCAACAAUGAUAAUGGCAUAGAUACAGAAGGGAAAAGGGACCACACCGACCAGGUUGACAGCCCACCUGCAGAAAUUGCAACCUCUCAGAACUCACAUGAGAAUGACCCCAACAAUGGCGAGUUGUCUAAUGGUGCAGCCCAUAGUGAUACCUUCCCCAAUGGGGACGCAACAACUACCGGAGAAUCGCACAGCGAAAACACUACCUUAGCCGAUAACUACGGCAAGAAGAGGAACGCCUCCGAGGCAGCAACAAACCACGUUUGCAUCGCCUUUGAACACGGAAAUGUGUGUAUUUUCUCAGAAGACCAAGAUAAAAAGGAGUUCAUUUACCAAAAAUUAAUAUAUAGGAAAGUGUGCGACAUUGUUAAAAUCGAAAUGUUUCAAAUUAAUAACAAUCUGAACUGCUUAAUUCUUUACAAGGAUUAUACCUUAAUUUUGUACAAAGACAGGUACCUCAGUUCUGUUAAGCUACCCACACAUGAGUAUGCGUAUAAUUUCUGCUUGAGCACAAACUAUCAAAAUAUGGCCGUUUUCAACCACAUCAAUAUGUACAUAUAUGAUAUUUCGAAGCAGGAUUUUGGUGUGGACAGCAAGGGGGAUGUGGAGGCAGAGGGGGGGGGGACACACGAGACGAGUGAAAUGAAGGAGAAUGAAGGGAGUGGCAAGAAUGGGGGCAGCGGCGAAGGAGACAGCGCAACCAACCACUGUGUCGAGGUGAAGAACAUCUUUGAGCUUUCGAAAAAUUACAAAAAUAUUCUGAACUGCGACUGGCAUCCAAAAAACCACUGUAUUUCCCUGUGUGGGAAAAAGGACGUCCGGUACCUAACCAUAUACAAUUACAAGGUGUAUGAAUUUUCUGGAGCAGAAAUUCAUGAGUCCUUUAUCAACGCCACCAAGUUCAUAACCAUUUCGGAGGACGUAAUUUUACUAACUACAUUAAGUUGCGCCGAUUACCUUUUUUGCGUGUGGGAAUUCGAACAGGAGUAUUGCCUCUACAAAUUUAAGAGCAAUUAUUUGAUUUCCCAGUUUGAUCUGUCCUACUUCAAUGACCAUCUUCAUAUGUCCAUGCUAGCGCAGGAGAGCCACUUAGCCAAUGUAAAGCUACUGGGAAAAAAAAUCUUGCAAAAAAUCGAGUGGAAUGGUUCAGAAAAGGAGACAAGUACCGCUGAAGAAGAAUACCAAAAUGACGGGUCCAACUAUGAACACACCACUGCUGGAAGAACAAUUCAUGAAAAGAAAAACAUAAACAACCUGGCUGAUAUUUUGAAAGAUAACAAUAAUUACCACAUAGAGAAGAAGAAAAAACACAGUGUGAAGAGCACGUCCACGCUUCUAAAACAACGUAAUAAAAUGAGCAGCCAGUUACGCACAGGGAGUAACGAUAAGCGAAGGAAUAGCGAUUCAUACUCGGGCGAACAGUACCUUCAUUCGAAUAAUGUAAAAAAGAGGAAAAAGAAAAUAUACACGGAUGACGAUGAAGAAAGCAAAGACACAUUUAUCAACAGGACACAUAAGAAAGUUGCACGGGAUCGACAUGGAGAUGUGAUAAACAAGAGGGAAGACACACAGGAUGAGGACUACGGAAAUAGGAAGGCAGAUAAUGACAGCGACUACGAAUACAAUAGUGACAAAAAUGAAAAACACAUUUCCCAUAACAAAAAGAAACACAACAACCUAGAUGAAGAAGACAAUGAAUACAAUCCAAAGGAAUACAAUUUACAAGAUUUUAUAAACAAAAAUAGAGAUGUUAUAAGGAAUAGAAGUAAAGGCGGGCGGAAUGAAGAUCAACUUUUUGAAGACAGCAAUUAUUUGUUCGAUAAUGAAGAUGACCAGAAAAGCGUAACCGGAUUUAAUACCUAUGUUAAGGAUAAAUUUGACCAACUGAGAGAAUUAAAAAAGCAAGUAGAUUUGCUCCAAAAGCAAAUUAGUGGUUAUACAAAAAUUAAUCAUGACGAUUUUAUUGUUCUCUGUCCAGGGUUAUGUGAAGAACCAGAAAAUAUAAAUGAUCAGUGGUGCAUGUUCUGGAAUGAUAUAGGACAUAUAACAAAGAAAAAGGAGGGAAAUAAGACCUACAUCUAUGUAUACCUCUUCAGAGGGGAAGAUGUUGGAAAGAAAAAAAUCACAGAUAUUUACAACGUAACGGCUGCAUCGCUAAGUGCUUACGGAUUUGCUUUAGCAUCCAACCCAUACGAAAAAUCUUUCUCAAAAAGUCACAGUAUAUUAUGUUUCCACAAUUUGAGGGAUAAUGUCAUUUGGAACAAAUAUCUACCAAAUGAUGAGUUCAUAAAAGGAGUAGCCAACGGAAAUAAUUUCGUCGCAAUUGUCACAUCUAGUAAUUUUCUCAGAAUAUAUUCUACAUAUGGAUAUAUUAUAAACACCUUUCUGUUGAAGGGUUUACCUGUAGCUAUCUGUGCAUAUGACUACCUCCUUUUUGUCAUUACUUGUCAAUAUAUUUUUGAAGGCGUCUCCACAUAUAAUAUAAACAACACAUAUAAUUGUACGCUCUACAAAAUCAAUGAAAAUUUUACAAACUUGAAAUCGAACAAGUACAACACAUAUCACAUAACAAUACUCUAUGAUGAUGUUUUGUCUCUCCCUUCAUGUCAUUAUUUGAAUUGGGUCAAUAUGUCCAACUUUGGCAUUCCAUACGUUAGGGAUACAUCUAAUUUUAUAUAUGGUUUAUACCCUCUUUUUAAGAACACCACCAAUCAUAUUGUGUAUGAAUGGGUCCCAGUUUUCGACUUUAACAAUUUAAACAAUGUAGAACCUACGGAAAGAAGGGCUUCUGGACAAAACGCAAAACUUCUGCAUGGAAAUACGAAAGGUAGUAACGAACGCGCUGAUACAGACGCACAAGAGGAUGCAGGUGAAAAAGGAGAUAAUGAACAAAAUGUGAAUGAUGAUAAUCCCGAUGAUGAUAUCCUUACAUGCAGUGAAUGCACAUAUUACCCUCUCUAUUUUGACAAUUUUGAACAAAUAUCUGUUAUCAAAUUAAAUAAAAAUGAAAUCGAACCUAGAUCGAACAAGAUAGAAAGUUGUCUAGGUUACAACGUAGAAAAAAAAUACAUCCUUUCAAACGAAUGCAAUUUGAUUAAGUAUGAAAGAUUUGUUAAGUUGAUACAAACCAACCCUAACCUCUCCUUAGACAACGAUUCUAACAAUAGCGAGUUUACUUCCCUACCUUGGGAGCAGUACGAUGAGUUGCGCUCUAGAGUAGACCUAUUCUGCAAACAGCUAUUUGCCAACAUACACUACGAUUAUAUGAAUGAUGGCAAAAAUAAAAGUGCCAGUGACACUCUAAAAUCACUAAACAAAUUAUACGAUAAAUGGAUUAUGCGAAUGUUUGCUAUACUCAAAAAUGAUAAAAAGAAUCAAAAACUAGCUGUGAAAACAUCGAGGUUAUUCAAAAAUAUUAAAAAUAUGAUGCUUUCCAUAAGUCUUGUGGAUGACGAAUACAGCACAUUGCACAGCGAAAUUACAAACGAAUAUUUAAAAAGACAAAUAAAAGAUGAAAGCUACAAAAAUUUUGAAGAAAAUUUACAUUAUGAUGAUGAUUAUAAAGACGACGAACAGAAACGGAAAGAAAUAUACGAAAAGUGUUACAGUAAUAAUCAACACAUGUCUGAGGAUGAAAAAAAAAAUAUCCCUGACGUUAAGCAAACCAACCAACAAUACAUCAACGUCGCUAAGACGCAGGGCGAACAUAAAGAUAAAAAGGAAAGUGGAUUCCUCGAUAAAUUCUUUACCGGUGUGACGAAAAAUCAAAGUGUGGACAACCUCUUCUCUCAGGAGAAAAAAACCACGCAAAUUAAGAAAAACAACACCUUGGAGAGUUUCUUCUCCGAGCUGAAGGAGAACUGA
Molecule: messenger RNA, 4128 nt
Organism: Plasmodium fragile
Lineage: Eukaryota; Apicomplexa; Aconoidasida; Haemosporida; Plasmodiidae
Exons: 1
Coding region: 1-4128 (1375 amino acids)
Biological process (GO): DNA-templated DNA replication; mitotic cell cycle; DNA repair
Cellular component (GO): nuclear replication fork
Molecular function (GO): chromatin binding
Source: RefSeq, a predicted model, not a curated record